AUGGUCCGUUACGAGUGCAAGCGAAUGAUCCAGAUCGCAAUGAUCCCUUCCGCAACUGUACCUGCCGACUUCUGGUCAUUUCUUGAGCCGACCAUCAAAUCGCUCGAGAUACUGCAAGCAGACGGAAUGGUGAUAAAAAAACCAACGAAAACAAUGAGAGCAAAAGUCCAUGUUCUCAUGGCAACUGGUGACAUUCCAGCAUUGGCAAAGCUGGCAUGCCAUGCUGGCCAUACAAGCAAAAAUGGCUGUCGUAUCUGCAACGUUGUUGGACAAACUCCAGGUCAUGGCCAAUAUUUCAGAACCUUGCCAGGCACCACCAUCCGCACCGUAGAGAGCUUCAGAAGCUUCAACCCGGAUAGUGUGCUGUGCAAGGGCCUCAAAGGACAAUCUCCAUUCGCUUCAUUGACGUCAUUCACAGGCCCAUUUUUCUUUGCCCUCGAUGAGAUGCAUGGUCUUUGUCACGGAAUCGGCAAGCAGGUCUGGGGGCUUGUUUGCGGGAAGUAUGGAUCUAAGCACCCCCUUUUCCUCUCUGCUGGAGCACAGAAGGAGAUAGGCGCGGCAAUGGAAGGAACAAGAGGAUCGAUCCCAACAUCUUUCCAUGGUGCUUGGAGGGACGUGGCAAGACACGCAGGAUAUUUCCGGGCUGUGGACUGGGCCGAUUUCCUUCUGUUUGUGGUUCCCACUCUGGUGGCGGAGCGUGUCCACGAUCAAGAUGCACGGAAGGCAUUGCUUGGCCUUGUGCAAGCAUGCACUCUACUCAUGAGUUGGGAGUUAUCAGUAGAGGAACAAACCUCUAUAAAAAGAAACCUCAUUAAGCGGAAUUCGUGCCUGGAAGGUCAUUUCCAAAAUGGUAAAGUUGGAAUAGAGAUAUUCACUAUCAACCAACACCUAUUGCAGAAUUACCCGGCGAUGAUGGGUGCAUUUGGCACUCCCAGAGCGUACAGCGCCAGGUCGCUAGAGAGGGCCAUUGGAGAAUAUUCUCGGUCGAUAAAAAGCAAUUCUGCUAUUGGUGCAAACGCCGGGAACAUCAUGCUGAGACUUGCCCGUACAAGACGUGUGGAUGUAAACGGAGCCUCGGUAGUUAAGGCGAGGACAACAGCAAGAAUAUUGCAAUACGAUGACAAGUCUGCUGGUUGGCCGAUGACUGAGGAAGGUGAGCAUGUUGGCGUUGACUCAGACAUUGAGUUCUGGGGGCCUUUGGGAUGUAGAACGAUUCAUGACAGCAUUGAAGAAAUUUCUUGUCUCCCAGUUCUUCUUGCGAAGUUCUAUGAAUCAAAGGGAGUGGAAUGCAGCACGAUUGAUCCAGCCUUGACAACAAGCCGCAAGGCUUUUGUCAAUGGCUGUGUGAUAGACUCUGCGUUCGCCCACAAAGUACAAAGAGAGGCCCACCACGUUCGCCUUCAGUUGCAGGUAAACAAGGCAACAAACGCAAGACCAGGAUCGUCUCCUGCUCUAAAAGACUUCUUUGUCAAAGUUGUUCUUUUCUUUGAGCAUGUCAAUGAGGGAAAAAGAUGGCCACUUGCUUUGGUGUUGGUGUAUAGCACGAUGCUGUACAAUGGUGUGCCGGUGGCGCGAAAUGGGCAAAUGAAGCCAAAGGUAGUUCACCUGGCGGAUGUCAAGGAAUUGGUUGGGCUGGUGGUGUCGGGCGCGACAGUAAAUACAACAACAGCAACGACGACAGCAUACAUAGUGUGGCCAGAACUCAACCGUGGCCCUAAGUUGUCACUUGGUUCUUUUGCUGAUACUAGAGACCUUCAUGCAUUUUGGAAAAGUGCAAAUUAUUGCUUUAUAAGGGAAACUUUUAAAAUUUUCCAAAUCUAA
Phycomyces blakesleeanus NRRL 1555(-) is the source of this 1821-nucleotide messenger RNA. RefSeq lists its product as hypothetical. The transcript has 2 exons. Bases 1 to 1821 code for a protein of 606 amino acids. NCBI's taxonomy places the organism in Eukaryota, Fungi, Mucoromycota, Mucoromycetes, Mucorales, Phycomycetaceae. The record is from RefSeq and is a predicted model, not a curated record.